UAACCCUUUAGUGGCUAUAGGGAAAUAAUUUCCCAUCACAUUACAAAAAUUCUGUAGCCCUGUGGUUAGUGGGAAAUAAUAUCCCACAGAUAUAUUUAGUUUAAAUGUGUGUUUUCCAACCUAUUUUGACCAUUAUCAUUGAUAACUAUUGUUAGAAUGUAAUUAGAUAAAUGUUCUAAAAAAAAACGGGAAAUUAUUAUCCCAAUGACCACUGCGGAACAAUAAUAUUUUAUAAUUUUUUUUUUUUUUUUUUGAUAAUCGUUGGAAACAUUUAAAUCGAAUGAUAUCUGUUUAGUGAUUGGUUGUUAAUAUUUAAGUCGUCUUUGACUUUAAUUCUGUGUUAUCAGAACUUGUUUUGUAUCAUUUGUCGUUGAGUUAUCAUUUUAUUUACAUUCAAAUUUGAAUUCGACGAUUUUUUCGGUCGUCGAUCAAAGUAUGUUUUUUAUUUAUUAGAAUCAACAUAAUCUACUAAAAAUGCUGAACGAGGAGGACAUUUUGUUCGCGUUAGAAAUCACCGAUGCCAUGGCUUUUGACUCAGAUAUAGGAGGAGACUCUGAUGCAGAGGACACAAUUCCUGCAUUACAUUCGUCCUCAAAUUUAUCCUUAGAAGGCAUAGAAGCUCUUCAACCAAAUUCAGAUACAGAAACAAUAUCAAUUAAUUCAAAUACAGUUACAGGUCAGACAAGAUCAUUAAGAUCUCAAAAAAGGUCACUACAUUUUGAAAAUACAAAACUUGAUUCUAAAAAUGCUUCUACAUCUGCAGGUAAAUUAAUUUUCUUAAUUUUUUUAAAUAUAUUAUACAAUUAUUAAUUUUGUAGUAUAAAUUUUAUCCUAAGCAUUUGAUGAAAAAAGAUUCACUGUAUAAACCAGGAGAAAUAGAAUUUGCUCAAAGUGAAGAUGUAAGUGUUUGUCGAUGGAAAGAUCGAGGUAAAAAACCAGUUACAGUAAUAAGCAACAUGCAUGAUGCUUCAUCUACUGAGAUAGUAAAUAGAAAAAAUAGUAAAGGCGAGAGGAUACCCAUAGUAUGUCCCAAAAGCAUAUCAGAUUAUAAUAAAUUUAUGGGUGGAGUAGACCGGUUUGACCAAUACAUGGCUACUUACAGUGUUGCCCAAAAAUCUAGGCGGUGGUGGCUAAAAUUAUUUUAUUAUAUGUUAGAUACAUCAAUUGUAAAUUCAUAUUUGUUAUACAAGUCAAGUUGUGCGAAUUAUAGAAAAAAACCUAUUUCUGCUCUAGAAUUUAGAUCAACUCUUACUGAUCAACUUAUUGCAAAUUUUUCUUCCCGUUGUAGACAUACAAUUUCUCCUGGCGUUAAAAAUCCUAAACGUGCUCUUUCAAGUCCGUCUAACUAUAUAAUUCCUGGACAACAUUUAGCAGUAAAAAUAGAUAAAUAUAGACGCUGUAAAUUAUGUAGUAAAAAUAAAGAAAAAAGGUCCAACAUUUUGUGUGAAACAUGUAAAAUAU
Molecule: messenger RNA, 1461 nt
Organism: Myzus persicae (green peach aphid)
Lineage: Eukaryota; Metazoa; Arthropoda; Insecta; Hemiptera; Aphididae
Exons: 4
Coding region: 475-810 (111 amino acids)
Source: RefSeq, a predicted model, not a curated record